Messenger RNA from Mauremys reevesii (Reeves's turtle), 4296 nucleotides. RefSeq names its product bromodomain testis associated (gene BRDT). Lineage: Eukaryota; Metazoa; Chordata; Testudines; Geoemydidae. Gene Ontology annotation, cellular component: nucleus; chromatin. The record is from RefSeq and is a predicted model, not a curated record. The coding region runs from base 259 to 3318 and encodes 1019 amino acids. The transcript is spliced from 20 exons. Gene Ontology annotation, biological process: positive regulation of transcription elongation by RNA polymerase II; chromatin remodeling.
GAUCAAGAACACUGUUGGAACAGAGAUGAAGGCUCUACUCUAGCUUAGGCUGGGGACCUCCCCUAUACUUUGUAUGUGUGAUUGUAUUACAGAGAUAAAGCAGCUGUGGGAAGAAUUAAAUAAGCCUUCCCCCUCCCUGCUCUGAGGUUCUGUUCCUCCUCUGCAGGCAGGGAGAUGCUGAGCUGAGGCUACUUCCCUGGGGUUAAGAUUGAUGCUAUAACAGACCUUGGAACAUGUGGCUAUAGAAACUCACUAAAGAUGUCUGUUCCAAAUCAACAGCAUCCAACUAUUGUUAAUCCUCCACCUCCAGAAUAUAUCAAUCCUAAAAAAACUGGCUGUUUAACAAAUCAACUUCAAUAUUUACAGAGGGUGGUCAUGAAAGCUAUGUGGAGACACAACUUUUCCUGGCCAUUUCACCAGCCUGUAGAUGCUGCAGCACUAAACCUUCCUGAUUAUUAUAAUAUCAUUAAGAAACCCAUGGACUUGAGCACAAUUAAAAAGCGUUUGGAACAUAAUUAUUAUACAAAAGCUACAGACUGCAUUGAAGACUUUAAAACUAUGUUCACGAACUGCUAUGUGUAUAACAAGCCAGGCGAUGACAUUGUUUUUAUGGCACAAGAGCUAGAAAAAGUAUUUCUGCAGAAAGUGUCACAAAUGCCUCCAGAAGAGAGAAUAGUUAUUGUUAACAAAGGGAAAAGAAAAGGGAAGAAACAAGAAGGAGCUCAGCUGCCUGAUUCAGGAGUUUGUACCACUAAGCAAAAUCAACUGCAGAAGCAAAUUGAAAGCAUUGUUAAGCAGCCUCACGUGAUGACUCCAGUACCACAGCAGCUUGUGCUAGCCCCUCUGUCAAUGGCUCAAUCGACUACCUUCAUGUCAGCCACACUCCCUAUAAUAAAAGUUAAAAAGGGUGUGAAAAGGAAGGCUGAUACUACUACAAUAUCCACAGCAAGCUGUGAAUCUUCUCCAGCACUUAAUGAACCAAAAAUUGCUAAAAUAUCAUGUAGAGGAGAAAGUGAACGUAGUGUACCAGACAGUUAUUUAAAGAAAGACUUGCCAGAUUCUCAACAGCCACUUGAAGUUGUCAAAAAUGUUCAAUUAUCAGAACAACUAAAGCAUUGUAGUGAAAUCCUUAAAGAAAUGUUUGCAAAGAAACAUGCAUCAUAUGCUUGGCCUUUCUAUAAACCUGUAGACAUUACAGCUUUGGGGCUCAAUGACCACCAUGAUACCAUGAAAUGCCCUAUAGACCUUGGAACUAUUAAGAAGAAAAUGGAUAACUAUGAAUAUAAAGAUACACAAGAGUUUGCUGCAGAUAUUAGAUUAAUGUUUAUGAAUUGCUACAAAUACAACUCUCCAGACCAUGAAGUGGUUGCUAUGGCAAGAAAACUGCAGGAUAUCUUUGAGAUGCAAUUUGCCAAAAUUCCAGAUGAACCUGUUGCAAGUAUACCACCGUCACAGCCCAAAACAGAAAUAGCAAGUGCUCUUUCUAGUGAAAGCAGCAGUGAUGACUCAUCUGAAGAAAGAUCAUCUGAAGAUUCAGAAGAAGAAAGAACACGACGCCUUGCAAAGCUUCAGGAGCAACUUAAAGCUGUUCAUCAGCAGUUGCGGGCUUUGGCCAAAACCUCCUUGCCCAAGCUGAGGAAGAGAAAAGGAAAGUCUAAAAAGGGGAAAAGAGGCAAAGAAAAAUCCAAAUACAAAUAUGUGAAUCAAAAGAAGAAAAAGCUAAAGCAAAAAAAGAAAUUGAAGAAAAAACUGUCUUUAAAUAUUCAGUCAAAGAAAACAAAGCAGCAAGUCUCAUUGGCACGUAAAUCAGAAGAUGAGGAUAGUGCCAAGCCGAUGAAUUAUGAUGAAAAAAGGCAGUUGAGUUUGGACAUAAAUAAACUUCCUGGAGAUAAGCUUGGAAAAGUAGUAUAUAUAAUACAGUCAAGAGAGCCUUCACUGAGAAACUCUAAUCCUGAUGAGAUAGAAAUAGACUUUGAAACUUUAAAAGCAUCGACGCUUAGAGAACUAGAGAAAUAUGUGAUGGCUUGUUUAAGGAAAAGACCAAGAAAACAUGCUAAGAAACCAGAGAAGUCAAAAGAAGAACUUAAUUUUGAGAAAAAACAAGAGUUGGAAAAGAGGCUGCUGGAUGUCAAUGGGCAGUUAAACCCUAAAAAGCAAAACACCAAAUCUGAAAAUAACACUAUACCAAAGAUUAUUGGUGGACCAAGGCGAUUGAGUGAGAGUAGCAGCAGCAGCUCCUCCUCAGACUCUAGCAGCAGCAGCACUAGUAGUGAUUCUAGCUCUUCAGAUACCAAUGACUCUGAAUCAGAAAUAGGCUCAAAGCCAAGUGGAACCAGACAGAAUGGUGUGACUUCUAAAGAACAAAUGGAGCAAGUACCACUGUCUUUACAAAAGACAACCUGCAAUGCUAUUCCUGAAGUGCAGACCUCAUUAUCUUUUACUAGUAGCUUGCAAAAUCAAAGAUCAUCAGAAACACAGCCUUCUCAUAAAAUACUACAGUGGCCUCAGCUUUUGCAACGUAGUCCACUUAAACUACCUGAACAAAGCAUGCUGUCUCCUUCAGGUAUAAUCACAGUUAUAUCUCCACUGCGCUCCACACCAGUACAGCAAAGGCCUCAAAAUAUUCCAAAGACAUGCCAGCCUUUUGUCAGCCAGCCUACUCACAUUGCCACAGAGGAAUCCAAUUCAUCUUCCCAGGAUAUUCCAAUGAGUGAUGGCAAAGAAUCUGGAAAAUUAAAUAUUCUUCAAAACAAUGUUUCUGGGGGAGUUGCUGGCUCAAAAUCCAUAAAUCAAGAACAAAGUCAUUCUGACAGCACUGAUGAUAAAAACACACUAGAUCCUACACUUCAAAUUCUUCCAAAAAAGGACAUCAGAAUUAAGAAUGCAGACUCCUGGAUAAAUUUAUGUAAAAAGAUGGCACUUCCAGUUCCCAUAAAGGCAUCUCCGGAGAACUUCAAACAGUUCAGGAAAGCAGCACUAGAAAAGGAAGAAACUGAGCGAGCACAAGAGUUAAGGAGACAACUGGAACAAGCCAAGAGGAAAGGGAAAACCCCCUUUCAAGAAAAAGAGAGAUCCCAUGAAGGAGCAGAACUGGAAUCCACUGGAAUGAAAGCCAAUGAAGAGCCACAAAAAGAGAGGCCAAACAGCGAACAGCAACAACCACCUGAGGUUCAACAAAAUAUCCAGAAAGGUCUUGUCAAAGACCGUAGCCUGGCUAGAAAAAUGGAGCAAGAGCGCAGGCGGAGAGAAGCUAUGACUGGUACCAUUGACAUGAACCUGCAGAGUAAUAUAAUGGCAACUUUUGAAGAAAAUCUUUAGUGGAAUUUUGGACAUUGGAAAAAGUUGCAACCUGGCCACAGUCCUUGAGUGACACUGUAAUCAAUGGAAUGAUACAAUAAACUUGAUACAAGUGGCUAAAUACAUGUGUGCUAUUUAUGUAUCUCAACAGUAUAUUGUUUACAGCUCUUCAAAGUGUUCUAAACUGCUGACCUGUGCGUUUAAUUUGCAUAGCACUGUUAAAUAUUAAAAGUAUGCAUUGACGCAUAAAAGAUCACAGGGUAUUUUUGUUGCUUGCAUUUAUAAUCUGUCAAAUCGACUUGUUACUAGCUAGUUGAGCAUGGUCCUUUUUGAUUGCAUAUACAUGUUACUUCUUAAAAUACAUUGUAAAGAUUUUUCUGGAGUAGCUGUAUCUCCCUGUUUUUUAAUUUAGAACUUUUAAAAGCAAUUAUCUUUCAGAACCAUUCCAGAAGCUUUUUUAAAAUAUACUGGCAGGAGCUGAUUUCUUUUCUUAUUUUCACUGGCUGUUUCUGGUUAUACACUGCAUUUACAUGUGGUGUUAACUUCUCCAAAGUAUUUAUCCAAACCAUAAUAACUUUGUCUCUUCAAAAGCAUUUUAUUUUGAUUAAACAGUGAAGAUAUCACUUUUUUAAUUAACACACAAAUGUGUUAUUUAAUAAAAACUGGACUUCUGCAAAGACCUUGUAAUAGUGACCCUCUAUAUUAUCUAUGGAAAUAAUUUGUAUUUAAAGAACUACAGUUGUGGAACUUUUGCAUUUUCUGUACUUGACCUACACUUUCAUUUGCCAAAUUCUGUUCACUUAACCUGCCUCUACUUGGUUAAAAAUGUUUACUAUAAAAUACAGGAACAAAAAAGUUGAGAUUGCUUGAAAGAGCAGGCAAGCUGGAGUUACCUAAUCAUUCAUAUUUUGUUCCCAAAGAAAUUCAUUGGAACUAAAAUGCUUGUAGUUCUGGGUAGCACUUAAAGAUCAAUCUCUCUCUUAAUCUUUAAAAAUUGUU